AUGGCGGACAGUCUCGACCUCGAGCUCGAAGCUUUGCUAGCCCUGCCGUUGCCCAGACUCGAAAAACUGGACAUAGAUGGCACUUCUCUCAUACCUGCGGUACUUGACGAGGACACUUUCUCCGGCGAGGUACCUCGGGCUCUGACAAACGUAGACGUGUACUCUUGCGCCAUUCUGCCUACCUGCCCUGCGCUUCGAGCACCGCUUACGUCUCUGAAGCUCUACGAUUGCCCUAUUUGGAAUUCCAUGGAGGAAGCGCUACAGACUUUGUCUGAACUCCCCCACCUGGAGGAGUUCCUUUGGAUCGCGAUAGUCUCAAUGGACGACGACAGAAUACCGUUCACACCUGCUCCACUCUCUGCUUACGAAGGGCGAACGCCUCAAAGUGUCCGACUGCCGCGUCUUAGCGACCUCAACCUUCGUGUACGCGUCGAAAUCGCCACGUACUUCUUCCGCUACAUCGUGAUCCCGCCCUCUUGUGGAAUCAUCGUCGAUGCAGACCUUGACAGCAUCACCGCGACGGAUAUGGAUGCCCUGCUUCCGGCGUUGGACGACGCCUUCGGUGAACGUUUCCGCACGCUAUUUCCGGAUAACGAACCCGAUGCCGGAUUCAGAAGACUCGAUGUCGACCCCUUUCAAGAUGGUUCCGUCGAGGGGGUAUCUAUGACAUGGAGCCAGUCAACAACAAGGCAAAUCUCAGCAAAUUUUCGUCUCGGCUUUCUCCCAUCCCACAACGACGACGAGAACGUGGAUCCCGUUUGUCUGGCGAUCGUAUGCCAUAUCCUCGAGAACUGGCCUUCGGCUCAUCGUGCGGUCUCGGAGCUGCGCAAUAUCCACCCCCGGCUCUUCUCAGUCGAUACCGGAUCCACUGAUCCACGACGUCUGGCUUGGGCGAGGAUCCUGGCGGGUCUUCGUCGAUUGGAGAAUGUCGUGCUGUAUGACAGCAUCGAUGGUUUUCCAGAAGCUUUCGUGCUCAAAGCCAGCACCUCGUGCCUUUCCAUUCGCCGCGUCGAUGUCGAAGGUGUAGACUUCACACCCACCACUCUCGCGCGCCUGAUGCGAUCCCUGAAGAUAUACUUCUCAAAACUUGACUUAGACACCCGGUCACAUCCUCCGACCCUCCAUCCUAGCGCAUGCCGCCUGUCUGAUGUGACCUUACCAGACUUCAGUGCAACCAUCGACGCCUGCCUCCCAUCAUUGUCAUGA
Messenger RNA from Peniophora sp. CBMAI 1063, 1206 nucleotides. The record is from the annotation of a GenBank genome assembly. NCBI's taxonomy places the organism in Eukaryota, Fungi, Basidiomycota, Agaricomycetes, Russulales, Peniophoraceae.